CUCAGUCACACACUCACAUUCGACCGGAUAGCUCUGCUGUCGCUCUGAGGCUUCAGAUGCAGCUGCUGUCUAAAGGCAUGCGCAUCGACGCUGGAUAAACGCAGCAGUAUUCAGAAGUUUGGGGUGCUGUGUGUGCAGCGUGGGUGCACACAGCUAUUCGCGCCAACCAAUCAAGGCAACAGCAACAGCCCACCGGUUAUCACAUUUACCCGGGGAGAAGAGUGAAUGAGAUAGGAGAGUGCCUCUGCGUAUGGAUUAAAUGACAACUGAUCAAGGGGGAAAACAAGCUUUGAAGUUGGAGUUUAUGCGCAGAACGCGCGGAGAUAGUCCUAAUUUAUAUUCACUCUGUUACACGAAAGAUGGAGGGGCGCAGCUGACAGUUAGGCACAGUAGCCUCGGAGAGGAGAAACACACCGGAGGAACCGAACUGCCGGAGGAGGGAAAUAUGUAUGGGCGUUACACACGGGAGCUCGGUGUGUACGCCAAGGAGGAGGCGGCUCGCCUGCGUGAUGGCGGGGGGCUGCGGAGAUCCACCAGCGUUCGCAACAGGUCGGCAGAGCUGCUGGAGUAUGAGAAAGACCCCUGCGCCAAGUGUCAUGUGUGUAAGUCUCGCUGUCAGAAGUUCCUGAUCUCUCGUGUGGGUGAGGACUGGAUCUUUCUCAUCCUCCUGGGUCUGGUCAUGGCCCUGGUCAGCUGGGUGAUGGACUACGCUAUAGCCUUCUGUCAACAAGCUCAGAAGUGGAUGUACGGGGGACUGGACAGUAACAUGCUCCUGCAGUACCUGGCCUGGGUCACCUACCCUGUGGUGCUCAUCACUUUCUCAGCAGGGUUCACACAGAUACUUGCCCCGCAGGCUGUGGGUUCGGGUAUCCCAGAGAUGAAGACCAUUCUUAGAGGCGUGGUACUGAAGGAGUAUCUCACCUUUAAAACCUUUGUGGCCAAGGUUAUCGGGCUGACCUGUGCUCUGGGCAGUGGCAUGCCCCUGGGAAAGGAGGGCCCGUUUGUUCAUGUGGCCAGUCUGUGUGCAGCUCUCCUGAGUAAAUUCAUGGCUGCCUUGUUUGGUGGGAUUUACAUGGAAGAGCCCUUUGAGGGAAACAAGAAUGAGUUGAGGAACACAGAGAUGCUAUCAGCAGCGUGUGCAGUAGGGGUGGGAUGCUGCUUCGCUGCCCCUAUUGGAGGUGUGCUCUUCAGCAUUGAGGUAACGUCAACAUUCUUUGCGGUGAGGAACUACUGGAGGGGCUUUUUUGCUGCCACCUUCAGCGCCUUCAUCUUCAGAGUACUGGCUGUGUGGAACCAGGACGAAGAGACCAUCACGGCUCUCUUUAAGACACGUUUCCGUCUGGACUUCCCCUUUGACCUCCAGGAGUUGCCAGCCUUCGCCAUCCUGGGGAUUGCGUGUGGGUUUGGUGGGGCCCUGUUUGUCUUCCUGAACAGACUGAUAGUAGAGUGUAUGAGGAAACAGAAGACAAUCAACAAGUUCCUGCUUAGGAAACGUCUGGUGUUUCCUGCCAUGGUCACCUUGAUCAUCUCAACCCUCACCUUCCCCCCUGGGUUUGGACAGUUCAUGGCUGGACAGCUGACGCAGCAUGAGUCCCUGGUGGCGUUGUUGGACAACCGCACAUGGUGUCGCCAGGGUGUUGCCGAGGAGUUUGACUACAUCAGCCACUCCCACGCCUGGAAACACCCCCAGGUCAAUGUCUUCAUCACUCUCAUCUUCUUCAUCGUGAUGAAGUUCUGGAUGUCUGCAGUAGCUACCACCAUGCCUGUACCAUGUGGGGCCUUCAUGCCAGUUUUCCUCAUUGGUGCAGCAUUUGGGCGUCUCGUAGGAGAGACCAUGGCAGUCAUGUUCCCUGAUGGCAUCCAUGCCGAUGGCAGUGUCUAUCCCAUAGUGCCUGGCGGCUAUGCUGUAGUGGGUGCGGCGGCGUUGUCGGGGGCGGUGACUCACACGGUGUCGACGGCGGUCAUCGUGUUUGAGCUGACGGGUCAGAUCAGCCACAUCCUGCCGGUGAUGAUAGCGGUGAUCCUGGCCAACGCCGUAGCCCAGUCCCUCCAGCCCUCGCUAUAUGACUCUAUCAUCAGGAUCAAGAAACUACCCUACCUCCCUGAGCUGGGUAUGGGGCACCACGAGAAGUAUAACGUCCGUGUGGAGGACAUCAUGGUUAGAGACGUGCGUUACAUCACUCUCUCCUCCUCUUAUCGUGACAUACAGGAGGUCCUGCUGACUGGACAGCUCAAAACACUGGCCCUGGUCGAGUCCACGGACUCUAUGAUCCUGUUGGGUUCUAUAGAGCGCUCCCAGCUCCAGUCACUCCUGUCCCUCCAGCUGGGUCCAUUGCGCAGGCUAGACCACCUCCAGAGGCACGCCCAGGACAAUGGCACACACACACACACACUGGACAUACACACACACCUGGCCAGCCUGGGCACCAUGGACAAUCCCCUAAGCCCACCCUGCACACACACACACACCAAUGCCUCCAAUACCAGCGCACACCAUGGGGUCCGCUUUCUGAUCUCAACAGAAGAGUCCUCCUUCAGCCAAGCUGGGUCCAACUCUCAGCUGCCACUCAAGUCUGCUAUGAAAACUGUCCCUACUACUCACAACACAGAGGCACCCAACAGCAUGCACACUCUUUCAAUUAAUAGAGACACGCCGACUCUGUCUCCUCUCUCAGGCUCUCAGCAGACACUCUCCUGUGGUGACCCUGAGAGAGUGCUACUCGAGAGCCUGGCAGAGCCGGAGGCUCCUGAAAGCAGGGGGCCCAAACGCGUCAGGAUCUCCAUGGCGACGGAGUCUCCUGAAGUAGAGGAUGACAUGACCACAAACGAAAUAGCGGAGUGGGAGGAGCAACAGUUGGACGAGCCAGUGGAUUUCAACAACUGCAAGAUUGACCCUGCCCCUUUUCAGCUGGUGGAGCGGACGUCUCUGCACAAGACUCACACCAUAUUCUCUCUGCUGGGGCUGGACCAUGCCUAUGUGACCAGUAUUGGACGACUGGUGGGAGUGGUCUCCCUCAGGGAGCUUCGCAAGGCCAUAGAAGGCUCAGUGACUGUGACAGGGGUGAAAGUUCGCCCCCCACUGGCCAGUUUCCGUGACAGCGGCAACAACACCACCAGUGUUUCGGAGGUGACAGAGCUACACAAGCUUUGGAACCGCCACAGAGGCCUCUCGUUACCACAGGAACCCACCCCGCCUGACAUGGAGGACCAAUUGGACGAUAUGUAUGAGGAGAGUCCUGUCCACUUCACACAGGACCAAUCAGAUUUGGAGUUUGAAACCAGCCCCGCUGACAAUACGGACCCGCCAUCGGAAUUGGUUAUUCAGGAAUGCCUCUCACUAACAGAGGACCAAACAGAAGAGUUUAUCUUAGAGUGCAGCCCUUCCCACACUGACGAAUCAGAGCUGGCCUGUGAUUUUGACCCCCCCCACCUCCCUGAGAUUUGCCAAUCGGAGACGGCGAAGGAACAUGGAACCCUGCCCGAGAACAUACAGCAAAUGGACCAAUCAGAACUGCAGUGUGAGCGAAGUCCCACCCGCACUGAGGACCAAUCAGAAUGACAGAAGGGGUGACGGAAAAUUAGGAGAUGAUUCAUGGUUCGUUGAGGUUUCUAUAACCUUACAGGUCAUUUUCACCUCAAUCUUCAAGCUGGUGUGUGUGCGUGUGCGUGUGUGUGUGUUGGUGUGAAUGAGCUUGUAUUCCUGUGUGAGUGAUAGAAUAAGUGAAUGAAUGUGACAACAUGAUUCUUUAAGAGAGUGUUUUGGGGUGUAUGUGUAUGCGUGAAUGUGUGAAUUGGUGGAACCUUGCCCAUGCACCCAUCUGGUGCUGACACUUCUACUUUCACCCAAAUGAGUGAGUGAGUGAGUGAAUGAAUGAAUGAAUGAAUGAAUGAGUGAGUGAGAGUGAGAUUAAGUGAGACUGAGUGAGAGUAAGUGAGUGUGUGUGUGAGAGAGAGAGAGCAGAUCAGAAGGAACAACAUGACAAGAUAGAGGGAUAAAGCAAAGGAGAGAGAGGAAAGAGAAAGGAGGGUCCCACUUUAGAUUCAGUGGCCUAUAAAAUCUAUGUGCUGUAUUUACAUGGUAGCUACAUUCAUAUCUGAGGUGGGGACUUUAAAGUGGGACGGAAAAGGGAUAUUUUUGAUGAAAUUAUAAGUAACUACCCAAAGGCAGCUGAGAAAAGACCAACGCAUUGACAUCGCUCAGUCAUAAAAUGGCACCCCACAGGGUUAAGAACAUUUGUGAAGCACAUUGUAAUUAACAUGCAUUUAACUCAAAGUACAAGUAGCCUUGUCUGGCAUUAAGGUAGUAGGGCGGAUGUUAGAGAGAGAGUUUCUUGUAACAGGGUGUUUUGGUCACAGUACAUUUUGUAUCAUUACAUUUCUUGCGAUUGGUAACGAUUAUUCACACAUCUACUGUACUGAGUGUUAAACAUGUCUCUGGAAUGAUUUUAGUGUUAAUGACAACAGUGAAACUCAGAAUACAUAGAAGUUAAGCACGCACACACAUACACACUGACACAUAGUAAUACAUAUUUGUUAACCAACAUACACAAUAUUAUCCCUAAGACAUAGCACACACACACACUGAACAUUAUUUAUACAGUCUUCCUGGCCUCAAAACCAUUUUAGAAAUAAGUACUACCAACUUAGAAGCACAGUCAUAACUCUCCCAAGUCCACAGACAAGCAAUAAAAGCCUCGAUAGAAAAUUAAACAACUGUCUGUUGUAGAGAAAGUGUGUGUGACUGUUCUCCACUGUCUCAUUAUAAAAUGGGUUCAUUCAAGACGGAUGUUAAAUCAUUAAUCACUUCAAUAACGCCAUUGACAGUUUUGAGCCAUAAUAUAUUUCAAUUCUAUGUAAAACCAUUGCAUCACAACUUUGGUUCAUUUCCGUCUUUUAAAAAAAUCUGUUGUGCAAUAAGUUGUCUUACUUUUGUAUGCAGAUAGAAUGUGAAGUAGUGCUCGCCAUAUAAAAUAUAAUGUAAAAGAGUUUAAUGUAUAAGCUAAUUAACAGCGCAUCUAGUUAAGCAAUAAGUCUGCCGUUUCUCCCUUUAUAUUGCCCUGGCCUGUAUAUGCGUUGGACAUAGGAAAUCUAAGCACACCCUGUUGUGUAUAGGGUUAGGGCAUAGGAGAAUAUGCAUUUGAGAUGAACGGCCAUUGUUAUUUUUCAGAGAACAUGACCAUUUGUUUUUUGUACAUCAGUAAUGGAUUAAAUUUCAACAAAAACUUUGA
Coregonus clupeaformis (lake whitefish) is the source of this 5228-nucleotide messenger RNA. Its product is annotated as chloride channel protein 2. Gene Ontology annotation, cellular component: membrane. Lineage: Eukaryota; Metazoa; Chordata; Actinopteri; Salmoniformes; Salmonidae. The record is from RefSeq and is a predicted model, not a curated record. Bases 260 to 3559 code for a protein of 1099 amino acids. Gene Ontology annotation, molecular function: voltage-gated chloride channel activity. Gene Ontology annotation, biological process: chloride transport; transmembrane transport. The transcript is spliced from 24 exons.